AUGGAGGCCGCAACAGGACGACAUGACGAAGUCGAGGUCGAGUGGGCCAGGCUUUUGGCCAACCUGGAGUCCUACAACAGACAAACCGCCUCCCAGACCGUCUCGAAGUCCCUUGAACCCCCCGAGCGCACCCAGAGCAUCCAAUCUGCAAGAGAGGACCCCCAGACACACCAGCAAUGUGCACGGAUUGACCUCAUUGACAACGCGAAGGCGCAAGAGCCAGCGACAGACAGCCACAAAGCCAAGUAUGUCGAGAGGCAUACGAGGCCAGAUGGAAGUCUCCUUCCAUCUGCGUUUGCCAACGACUUCACGCCGCGGCCGACUCGUCAAAGACGGGCCAGAAAGACUGGACACACGGGGGUCUCGCCUUGGGCGCGCCAGGCGAUGGAGACGAGGUGGUUGCUGUCUCUGCACCAGUCUCGUGAGAAGGACAACGGCCCUCCGACACCCAUCCACCAGCCAAGACCAUACCCUGGUGGUGUGACGAACGCUGUUGUCAGAGAGCGUUUGGGCGUGGUCGGCGCUCACUGGACAUCUCCUGCCCAGGACCUGUCUGACGCGGUGGCUCCGAUGAGGGCGUCGCGUCAGUCAGGUCUGGCGGGAGAUGCGAGCCCGGCCACGGGGAUGAGCCAUGGUGGGACGUCUGAUCUCGCAGGGUCUAGGCCAUCAGACAGCCGAGAUGGCACGAUGGCAAACGCCGGUGCUGAGCAAGAAGAGGUCUACUUUGCAGUAGACAGACCGUUUACCCUCUACACCAUCGCCGGGGAGAAAAGAACCGUCAACGAGCUCGUUUGGCGCCUUUUCGACAUCCCAAUCUUCGGCUGGACGCCAAGAUACCCUUUCAUGUCCGCCGCCCCUCAACCAGGCCAAUUCCAGCAGGACCCAGGAGAAGUGUACGUGUCUCGGGAUGUCAGUUACUACGGCAGCGACCGUGAGACAGCAAACGAGACCGACUUGAAUGCAUCCCGGGUUGUCGCAAAUUCACCCGAUAAUGAGGCGCAUAUGAGCCGGUUGCGUCUGACGAGAUCCGAGCCACUGCACGAUUGGCCACGGCGGAGUGCCAUCGAUGAUUACUAUGAAGAAGACUCUGACGACGACGAGCCGACGAGACCCGGCCAUCAUCGCCGAAGACAUCGAUAA
Exophiala spinifera is the source of this 1140-nucleotide messenger RNA. RefSeq lists its product as uncharacterized. The coding region runs from base 1 to 1140 and encodes 379 amino acids. The record is from RefSeq and is a predicted model, not a curated record. The transcript has a single exon. Lineage: Eukaryota; Fungi; Ascomycota; Eurotiomycetes; Chaetothyriales; Herpotrichiellaceae.